Molecule: messenger RNA, 2715 nt
Organism: Trypanosoma brucei brucei TREU927
Lineage: Eukaryota; Euglenozoa; Kinetoplastea; Trypanosomatida; Trypanosomatidae
Product: immunodominant antigen, putative
Exons: 1
Coding region: 1-2715 (904 amino acids)
Source: RefSeq, a predicted model, not a curated record
AUGACCAUCACUGUGGAUCUAUUUGGUGAGGCGGAUUGCAAUGAUGGCGAGGGGCACAUGUGGUCCGCCGAUGUUGCGAAAUUCACUGAAGUGCCUGAAGUGCCGCGUGUGUUUGCCGAUUCUCAGCAUUACAUUACUUACACCACAAAAAAGGGCAACUCUCUGAGGGUGGUAAAGCGCUUGAACCUUGCCAGAGGCACUGUGCGUGGCCACACAACACCAAUUCAUUCCGUUCGCUUUGUAAAUUAUCGAAGCAACGUCGCAGCGUCUGCCAGCAAGGGGGAGUUUUUCGUUUGGGUUGUGACAGACAGCGGGGAGGGAGGAACCGGGCGCCCUUCAGCUGAUGCAGAGCUUACAAUUAACAUGUACUUUAGGCUCUCCGACCCCGUCACCAUUUCGUGCUUUUCAUUCUUUAUUAAUGCAGAAAAUAAGCGGCCUGACGUAUUGGUUCUGCACGACCAGCAGGCGAGCAUCCUUGAUUCCUCCGCCCUCAUUGCGCUAUACCGUGACACCCCUCUCACUGCGACGCUUAAGCAGAACAGCACGGCUCUGCGGAAGUUGGCUAGUAAUGUUACUGCAAAUACUCUCUGCUCUGUGGGGUCAGGUGGCUGGUUUGCCUUCACUACGGAUUCAAAUAUGGUCGCUGCUUGCACUUUGCAGAACCGCAACACACCACCAUGGUCCUGCUGUGAGGGAGCUCCUGUUCACUCACUCCACCUGCUGGAUACACCCCACGCUGAGAAGACAACUCUCGUUGCUUCCUGUUCGCGGGUAGUAUAUCAGUGGUCGCUGAGUGGGGCGUCAGAGCCGACAUUGCUACGAAAGUUUGCUGUUGACGGUACCAUCGUGUCGCUGGAGGGCUCGCGCGAUUCAUUUGCAGUGUUCAAUGACAAACGGAAGUUAGCGGUGGUUCGGAUCCAGUCUCCGAAGGAAUUUACGUGCACACGGUAUACUCUACCGUGGCAGGUGCGCCGGCGUGGGACUUGCUUCAACUGCGUAGGCGGAGAGUCUUAUAUAAUGGCUGACAAUGACGAUCGUUUGACAGUCAUGCAGCUUAAGGCCAAUGCUUCCAGUGGCGCUGGCAAGCGGGAAAGUCCCUUGAACACACGUAGGAGUCCUGCUGGAGCAGCGAAGCCGGCAAGUAAUGUGUUGGCCCCCACCACUGGCACAAAGAUAAAGUCGAACUCGUCCACUCAACCGACUGGUAGUAUUAUCGCUAACCUGGUUAAUCGCCUUGGGAUAUGCAGUGUUGGAAUGGCACCCCCAGCAUCGUCUAACACAUCCUCACCAGCAACCGCAACGGCAACAGGAAGUGCACCCGAUGUAACUUCUGCUUCAGCGAAUGCUACGCAGCGUGGAGCUUUGCAUGGUUACAGCAACCAACCCGUAACGGCGGGUCUUGGUAGCGGCAGUAGUGCGGGCGCAUCCAAAGUAUUCACACCGGCCUUGUCGAAAUCGUUAGCGGCUUCUGCCGGCCGCGGUCACGGUAGUUCUUCCAUCAGUCCCGCAAGCGCCCAGCUGUCGGCCGCUGUCAAUGCCAAUAACCUCACGCACUCUUCACGGCCAGCGCUUCACAACGCCUCUUUGCCACAGGCUCCAACUGAUGGCGUGCUCGCAACUGUUUUGCAGCAAACUGAAGAUGAGGUGCACCAGGAAUUGGAGCGACUUGAUUCCGUCAUGAAAAACACACUGCAAGUACUUCAGUUGACUCCCGACACCAUCCACCGGGCACAUGAACAGUUGUUAAGCUUAAGCCUUGAAGCGCAGAUGACAGAGCUACAGCAACAGCAAGAACGGCAGAAAAAUGCAUCCUUGUCCAACUCUGCAGGGUUUACUCCCUUCGAGACUUGUGUGCUUUUAUCUAUUCUUGAUCCACUUUCACAAAGCAUCGCGAACGGAUUAACCCGUGGUGUUGAGGAUGCUAUGAUGGCCAAUCUUGAACAUGGAGUGCGGCACGCUUUGGUAAACCGUGCGCGGACUACACAGAAGAGUGCAAUGAAGGCACGCCUUGAUGAAGUACUGAAGGAGAGUUCCUCACAGUUUCUUGCGCAGGUAGAACAGACUGUGCGUAACGUUGUGGAAAAUGAGCUUGCGGAAGUGUUUGGAGAUAUUAAUGGUUUACUGACGGCGCUAGAGAAUGAUAACGUUCGACUUCAGCGGGAAUUGGAGGCGAUUAUGGCCUCGGAUGUUAUCACCGAAAUGAAGAAAACUCGAGAAGAACUUGAGUCGUUGCGCGAGGCAGUGACGAACCAACAGUUGGCCAUUGGAACGGGGUCACAGCUAGUGAGUCGUCCCUCUCCCGAGACCGUGUUAUCAACAACAACUGAAUUAAUACAACAGCAACAAUAUCGCCAAGGAUUGGAGUACAUUAUUAUGGCGGAACAACCUCAACUGGUUCUUCAGCUCUUCGUUGCCCUGAAAAAGAAAACUGAGAAUGUAUAUUCGGCACUGAUUGAGGAUCCCGCAACCCCUAAUGACGUAUGGCUUCGUGUUAUUGUGCAAAUUACCGGCGCGGCGACGUCUGAGAAGGAUAUUGAUGCGGUUGUGGGUGUUCUCAUCGACAUCCUUUCGGAGAGGGAACAGCUGCUGCAAAAGACGGGCCCGACCGCAAAACUAACUGAAAGUUUGCAUUCGUUCGUAACUGUGGGGAAAUCUGGGAGAAAGUGCUCCGCGGGGCUGCGAAACUUCAAGAACUUGGAGAAGUUACUGCCAUAG